Messenger RNA from Siniperca chuatsi (mandarin fish), 4544 nucleotides. It is a transcript of the gene atg9a, whose product is annotated as ATG9 autophagy related 9 homolog A (S. cerevisiae). NCBI's taxonomy places the organism in Eukaryota, Metazoa, Chordata, Actinopteri, Centrarchiformes, Sinipercidae. The record is from RefSeq and is a predicted model, not a curated record. Gene Ontology annotation, cellular component: autophagosome; phagophore assembly site. Bases 268 to 2844 code for a protein of 858 amino acids. The transcript is spliced from 20 exons. Gene Ontology annotation, biological process: autophagy of mitochondrion; protein localization to phagophore assembly site.
UUCCUGUCACUCAGCUGUGACAGACGCCACACUGCUAGCUGUUUCGAAAAUGAAACUGGCGUCGAGGGAAUUACAAGAAUACGAAAACAAGACGGUUAUCAGAUAAAAUCCCUGUAGAUUCACUGUUUUGAAACGGCACAGCGGAGGCAGAAGUACCCAACGUUGGACAUGUUGAGUAAACACCAGAGCUGGAUAGGACGUACUGUACUGCAAUGGAGUCUGUAGCUGUGUGCUCGGCUAGUUGGUGAGACUGAAGCUGCUGUCACUAUGGCGCAUUUUGACACAGAGUACCAGCGCCUGGAGGCGUCCUACAGCGACUCUCCCCCUGGAGAGGAGAACCUGCUGAUGCAUGUGCCUGAAGGAGCCAAAUCCCAAUGGCACCACAUAGAAAACCUGGACCUGUUUUUCCAGAGAGUCUAUAAUCUGCACCAGAAGAAUGGAUUCACCUGUAUGCUGCUGGGAGAGAUCUUUGAGCUGGUUCAGUUGCUGUUUGUGGUUGGCUUCACAGUGUUCCUAGCUAACUGUGUGGACUAUGACAUACUCUUUGCCAACAAGUUUGUAAAUCACACUGAUUCAUCUAAAGUCACCUUGCCUGAUGCCUUCCUCCCAGUGGAUGUCUGCAGUGCCCGUAUCCGAGACAAUGCAUUUGUGAUAUUCGUGCUGAUGAUCUCUGGGGUGUUUUGGCUACAUCGCCUGGUCAAAUUCAUCUACAAUGUCUGCUGCUACUGGGAGAUCCGAUCCUUCUACAUCAACGCACUCAAGAUGACCAUGUCAGAACUCCCCUAUGCAACAUGGCAGGAGGUUCAGGCCAGGAUAGUGGAGAUCCAGAAGGAACACCAGAUCUGCAUCCAUAAAAAAGAACUGACAGAGCUUGACAUUUACCACCGCAUCCUCCGCUUUAAAAACUACAUGGUUGCCAUGGUGAAUAAAUCACUCCUUCCUGUGCGAUUUCGACUUCCUGCACUUGGGGAGAGUGUGUUCUACACCCGGGGUCUCAAAUACAACUUUGAGCUCAUCUUCUUUUGGGGGCCAGGCUCUCUUUUUGAAAAUGAGUGGAGCCUGAAACCAGAGUACAAGAGAGGAGGUAACAGGGCUGAGCUGGCAGACAGGCUAGCAUCCCGUAUUCUGUGGAUUGGGAUUGCCAAUCUGCUGCUGUGUCCAGUCAUUCUGGUGUGGCAGAUUCUCUAUGCCUUCUUUAGUUACACAGAGGUGAUCAAGCGAGAGCCUGGUUCUCUGGGAGCGAGAUGCUGGUCGCUGUAUGGUCGAUGUUACCUGCGUCACUUCAAUGAGUUGGACCACGAGCUCAUGUCACGCCUCAGCAAAGGUUACAAGGCUGCAUCCAAGUAUAUGAACUGUUUCCUCUCACCACUGCUGACGGUGGUUGCCAAAAAUGUAGCGUUUUUUGCCGGGUCUCUUCUGGCUGUCCUCAUCGCCCUGACUAUCUAUGAUGAGGACGUUCUUGCAGUGGAACAUGUUCUCUCGUCAAUCACUCUGCUUGGAGUGUGUAUCACAGUCUGCAGAUCAUUUAUUCCAGAUAAGCACAUGGUGUUUUGUCCUGAGCAGCUGUUGCGGGUUAUCCUGGCUCAUAUCCACUACAUGCCUGACCACUGGCAGGGCAAUGCACAUAGAUAUGAGACCCGUGACCAGUUCUCCCAGCUCUUCCAGUACAAAGCAGUGUUUAUUCUAGAGGAGUUGAUAAGUCCAGUGGUGACUCCCAUCAUCCUGAUCUUCUGUCUGAGGAGGAAGUCUCUGGAGAUCAUUGAUUUCUUCAGGAAUUUUACUGUGGAGGUGGUCGGGGUAGGAGACACUUGCUCCUUUGCCCAGAUGGACAUCAGGCAGCAUGGACACCCUGCGUGGAUGUCCGAGGGGAAGACAGAGGCAUCUAUCUACCAACAGGCAGAGGAUGGGAAGACGGAGUUAUCUCUGAUGCAUUUUGCCAUCACUAACCCCCAGUGGCAGCCACCUCAGGAGACCACACACUUCAUCAGCCAGCUGAAAGAACGAGUUCACAGAGAGGCCACAGGGGCUCCUUCAGACACUCAUCCACUCUCACUGUCUGAGUCUGAGCCAAGGAGCCUCAUUGCAAACCUCUUGGGAGGUCCCUCUACGCUGGCCUCCAUUCAUUUCGGCGGGGAUGGCUCUUUGACCAAUCAUGCAGCAGCUGGCAUAAGUGAUGGGGCAUCUGCCUUACGCUCCCUUUCCCCAAUCAGCAGCAGUCUUCACCUGAGAGGCAGUUUGAGUGCAGCGCACAGGGCAGCUGGCCACACUUCAGCCAUGAGCAAAGCAAUGGCAGGCUCUGGGACUGAUGCCCGAACUGUGAGCUCAGGCAGCAGUGCAUGGGAGGGUCAACUCACCAGUUUGGUCCUGUCAGAGUAUGCCUCCACUGAGAUGAGCAUCCAUGCACUUUACAUGCAUGAGCUACACAAGCAGCAGUCCCGUGGCGAGCUAUCCCGUCACACAUGGCACAGGCAGGAGAGUGACGAAAGCAGUGACAGCGUCCCCGAUGAAGCGAGGAGCGAACCCCACCUUCACUCCAGACAUUUCCCACGCUCACACACUUUCCCCACCACAGUCCCCAGUCCCAGUGCUAUUCCCACUUCAGCUUCAGCCACCUGCAGUACCACCCUGGGCCAUGGGGGGGCUUCAUCACAGAGCAGCACCCAGCAGCACUACAGUGGACCUACCAUAGACUCUUUUGGUUUAGGGGGAAAAGUAGUGAGGUCGGCCCGUGUGCCCAUGGGAGGGUGGGCACAGGAGGGUCAGGCAGCACCACGACACCAUGAACCACUACCAGAGGAGAGCUCAGAGGAUGAAAUGCCUCCUCACAUACACAAGGUUACAUAACCAAGCCAUGUGAAUAUGUAUCAGCAUCCCACCCUCCAUAGAUUAAAAAAACACACAUCCUCGUCCUUGACCAAACCUUUGUCCAGGAUUGACCAUCUGAUCUAACACGGAUGAAGAUGGACACGUGCAAGAGUGGUGUACUAUGAUCACUACAAACACUUAACUGGACAAGUUACCAUUGAUGCCACCUCAGCCAUUCAAAGAUACUAAAUGAUUUACUACAUACCUAGACAGGGUAUAUAUAUAAUCUGAAUUUGUGCAUCAGAAGAGGACCUACAGGAUCAAGUUAUUUCUAAUAGCCAUUGAUAUCAUCAGAUUACACUACGCUCUUUUAUAUUGUCAAAAGAUUACACAAUGAAAGUACAUGUGUUGCUGCGAUGUAAACAAAACUUGUGAACACGUCAGCACUACUGGAAGCAUCUUUGACACUUUGUCCACUGUAGAAAAAUACAAAACAAUUUGCCCAAAAUGUGAUCACAAUAAUCCAGUUUGUGCUAUCUGUAUUGUUUCCCUCUUUUACAAAUCAGAUGCCAAGAGAAGUGAUAUUUGAAGAAUGUAUGGUGUCUCUCUAACAAUAACAGCAUUCACCAAAAUGUGUUCACAUAGACGCUGGUAACACACUGACUUUCAUUAUGUGCAUCUAUUCUUGUACCAAUAGCAGGAGGUUAUGUAUCCUACCCUGUGCUCUGUAUUUCACCUUGCAUUCUGCCUCUUCGCAAAACAUAUGAAGGCCGCAAAUAGUAUCAAAUUCACCUUACAUUUUUUAAUAACAUAUUUCACUCCUUAGGGAUUUUUUCUUAUUGCAUUACAAAGAUCAUGUGAAAUUUCUAAAAUGUUCUGAAGCUUUUCGCAGAGUCUGGCUCUGUUUGCACAGAUAGAUGCUUGUUUAAAAGUGAAUUGUAUAGCAUAGCCCGGUAUUCUGCACGCACACAUGCACUGUGUAAAUAAAUGUUAUCAGGUUAUGUCAUAUGUCAAUCAUUCAGAAUAUUGAAUUAAUCAAAUUUACAUAAUUAUAUGGCCAACAUUUUGCAAUGUGUGACCAGAGAUGCUGUAUGCAAGCAUCUGAUUUAACCCAGCUUUUUAUUGUUAACCAUUCAAUAUUUUUCAACAGACUUGCAAAAGAGCGCAGGCGCAGAAAACAAACAAGGCUGUUUUAAGCAUGUAAUAUUGAAUUCUGUGCCAUACAAAAAUCCCUCAAGCACAAGUGCAUGACCAUCAUCCACACAUUCUUCUAAAGAGUUGUAUGUCAUCCUCACAGUAAGAAUAUUGUUCCAUGAACAUCCUCCACAUUAGCUUAAUCACAGCAUGACUUGCCCCUGUACCCCCGUCAUUAAGCCGCAUUUCUUUAAAAAAAGAAGUAUGCACUUUAAUAAUUUGUUAAUGCAGAGGGUGUCACUUUUUUGUAUGUAUAUGUUUUCGUAUAUAUUUUUAUUUUAUUUAUCAAAGGGACGUGCCAUGAUGACAGUAGUAAAUCAAGGUUGUAUUUUAUGUAAUGCAUUUGAAUCGUGAUAAAGAGGCACUGUCACUUCUACCCGAGACUGAUAAUAUGGUCAAGGAUAUAGUGAUUCAGUGCGUUACGUUAAACAUUAAGUUACGUUAAACGCGACUGUGUUGGGAGGUUCUGUGUUGUGUGUUUUAUAGAUCUUGUAAAAUACCAUUUUGUACAGCUGUAAAUUCAUCAAAUAAAGACAAGGCAAUGA